Messenger RNA from Aspergillus oryzae RIB40, 417 nucleotides. RefSeq lists its product as uncharacterized. The record is from RefSeq and is a predicted model, not a curated record. NCBI's taxonomy places the organism in Eukaryota, Fungi, Ascomycota, Eurotiomycetes, Eurotiales, Aspergillaceae. The coding region runs from base 1 to 417 and encodes 138 amino acids. The transcript has a single exon.
AUGUCUUUUGCGUCAGCACUCAUCUUGGUUGUUGCUAUCUGGUGCAUCUAUGUAGGUUGGCCAUGGUAUCGCAACUGGAAACAGGCAAAGGCGCUGCAUGUGCCGAUUGUCAUAAGUCCUAUUUCAACUAGCGGUGCCGCAUUGCAGUCAUUGAGAUAUAUCCUGGACCGUGAUAUUUUACCAACUUGGAUCACUCGAUUAGCGUUUGUGAGACUCAUCCAGAGAAACUCGCGCUUCCAGGAGAAGUUCGCAGUCCAUGCCGAGUAUGGAAAACUAUUCAUCUUGGUCACGCCGGCGACAUGUGAGCUGUACGUGGCAGAUGUGGAUGCCGCAAAGCAAGUGCUUUCACGGUGGAGAGACUUUCCAAAACCAAGUAGUCUCCUAGGUAUGAUCUUUCCCGAAAGGAACGCAGGUUAG